UGAAGUUUCUAGUGCUGGUUCUCUUUACGACAAUGAUGGAAACGGCUAUUGUGCCAAUUUUCGGCAACACAGAAAACUUCGUUUUGCGAAAUUCCGAUCUAUCUUUUACGUAUGCUGACAUGCACACAGUCAGAAAUAGAAAUAGGAUUUGCUUCAAAUAAGCAAGAUAUGUCCCCCAGCACAUGUUGUUUGUUCUGGAGACCCGCAUGAUGGUGUUUUCUCAAACACGAUGGAUUCCGUUUUACACGAGAGACAGUAUUGAGGAUGAGGAGGGUAUCAUGCUGUACAAGACAAUCUAGACAAUGUCGAUCCCUUCUUCGUCUUCAACGAUACGUGACGACGACUCCAGCACAAGCACAAGUGAAGUAGUUCUUGACUCCAAACAAGCCGCAAAUACCACCAGAAGCACCAACUGCACCACGAGCAGCAACCAAAUGGCGACAUCUGUCAUGACAACAUCGUUUCUUGCUGGUGGGUUCGCAGGGUCCUGCGUCGACGUAGCGCUAUUCCCAGUAGAUACACUGAAGACACGGGCUCAAGCAAAAGGAGGCUUUUGGGCGUCUGGCGGCUUCAAAGGGAUCUACCAAGGCUUGAGUGCAGCCGCACUGGGCUCGUGGCCGUCAGCGGCUUUGUUUUUCCUGACGUACGAGUCUUUGAAGCCAGUUUUUGCGAAAAAGAUUGGUAUGAGAAGGGAAAUUGCAGUACAAGUAGAUUCAUUGUGCUUGUGACUGCGAAGCAGAUUGUACUAGAAGAUGUCAUAAUGUAUACAAGAACUAUACAGAAUACAUGAACUUGGUUGAGUGGGUGUAUGACGAUUCUCUUGGAAUGUAACCAUGACGCAUAUUGAAGAUUAUAGAUCAAUGGUUAGUCCUAUUAUAUUUACCUCUUCCUUUUUUCUAUCUUUGCUACUAGGUAGAAGGUUGGCUCCACCACAAAUUUUAGAUCAAUGGUACUACCUCGAGUUGUCCCAUUCUCUCCACUUCAACUGUUACUACUGGGAGAACCCACCUGGGCAUCGGAAGCACAGCAGCAGCAGCACAGACGCGUGGCGCGACGACCUAGACGCCAAGUGGAAGCGAGUGUACAGUGGAGGCGCCGAUGAAUUUGACCGGCGGGUAAAAUGGAUGAGAGAGCAGCAAGCGAAGCGGAAAGGGCUUGGUCCUGAUGGAGAAGAGGGCCGUGGAGGCUCUGGCAUCGAAGCUGCCACGAAUGUCGACGACUCAAGUCCAGUACGGGGUACCUCAAGAUACGAGUGGUUGUCUCACAGCUGUGCAGCUUCAGUUGGGGAAACUAUUGCGUGUUUGGUCCGCGUACCCUGUGAGAACGUGAAACAAAAAAUGCAGGUGGCUGGGAAAAGAGUGAAGAUGAAGAUAUGUCCUUGCUGUAGGUCCAAUCCGAAUCGACUAACAUCAUCAUCAUCACCAUCAUCAUCACCAUCAUCAUCGGCGCCAUGUCUUUGCUGUAAUAGAAUAGAAAAGUGAAUUUAUUGGUAGACAUGCUUCCAAAGCAAAAAAUAUCCUCGAUGAAUUCAAAUUCCAAUAGACUUACUUUCCCAACUAAUUCCACCUCUAAUCCCAACAGUACAAUCGAGCUCCUCUUGCAGCACUGCGCCAUCGUUCUUUAGGACUACGCUUUCGAUCUACAACGCACACGGUCGCAGCUUGUGGGGAUUUUAUGCUGGAUUCGGCAGUACCAUCGCGAGAGAGAUACCAUUCGCUUUCAUCCAGUUUCCGCUCUACGAAGGCUUAAAAGUGAAAGCCGCAGAGAGGAAGGGGAACGUUAUGGAAACUUGUAUUAUAAGAAUUAUAAGUAGGUUUCGCAGAUUUCGAUACUCAUGAUUCAUCCUGGUCUGUAGUUCAAGAUUGUAUUUUUUCACCAUAACAAAACAAGAACUCAAACCAGAAAUCGAUACACUACGUGCGACUUCUAAUACCCGCCAAGCAUGUUCCGCUCUCGAAGGUGCAGCUUGUGGCGCGGUUGGUGGCGCAGUCGCAGCAUUCCUCACGACGCCUAUGGACGUCGCUAAAACGCGACUCAUGACAGCCACAGACCCAGAUAUUCAACGACGAUACAAUAUUUAUGAGUAGGCUAAUGGUGCUCCUGUUGCCGUUUGUUACGGCUCUCCUAAGGGAGACAGGCAGAACAAACGGGAUAAGCGAACACCGAAAGCCUACCGCUAAGAUAUGCGCACAAUGCUGCGGAAAAUUGCCACAGAAGAAGGCGUCUCCAUGUGGUUCGCUGGGGUGACACCGAGAGUAACGUGGAUUAGUCUUGGAGGAUUUCUGUUUUUUGGAGCAUAUGAGACGGCGAAGGGGGUGUUGGGGAUGACAGGAGAAGGGUGAAGAUCAAGAUUUGAAAUAGUUGGUCUGACAAUGCGUCGAUGUGACACGAAUAUUGCGAUUUGUGCUUUUUUGAAAACAGUGCCAUACUACAAGCUCCGCCUUUCAAAAAAAAAGUAAAAGAAUUAUGAAAGUGCGUGAGCAAUUUUCAUGCUUUGUGAGAGCCGAU
Molecule: messenger RNA, 2508 nt
Organism: Amoebophrya sp. A25
Lineage: Eukaryota; Dinophyceae; Syndiniales; Amoebophryaceae
Source: the annotation of a GenBank genome assembly